Molecule: messenger RNA, 1402 nt
Organism: Dracunculus medinensis (Guinea worm)
Lineage: Eukaryota; Metazoa; Nematoda; Chromadorea; Rhabditida; Dracunculidae
Source: the annotation of a GenBank genome assembly
AUGUUAUCUUUUUAACCAACAUUCAACAAUAUUAACUAAAAUUUAUUUUUCUAAUUUUGAUAUUAACGUAAUAUUUUUAGGUUCAGCGCUUCUAGCCGUAUUGUUGGCUGGCUAUUUGGCUCAGAAAUAUGGCUUGCCACCGCCUUUGCCGAAAAUUGUGGCAGUCGAUCUUGGCACCACAUUUUCAUCGAUAGGCGCCUAUCAGGCAAUUACAGGCCGGACGGAUAUCAUUCCGGAUGAAACCGGUCGGAAAAGUAUUCCUAGUGUGGUUGCUUUUCUACCAAAUGGCACCAUACUGGUAGGUUCUCGAGCAGUUGAACAACAGGAGCACAAUCCUUUUAGAACAAUAUAUGAUGCUAAACGUUUUAUUGGUAAGGUCUAUAAUAAAGAUGACCUAGAAUUUCAGGAUGAUAGAAAAAGAUAUCCUUUCAACAUAAAGUUGGACAAUGAAGGAAGAGUAUUUUUUGAAAUACCUCUUGAUUCCGGCAUCAAGUAUAUCACUCCUGAAGAUGUUGGUAGUAUUAUUAUCAGUUAUCUAAGGCGGAAUGCGGAACAACAUUUUGGUAUAAAAAUAAAGGAGAUUGUGAUAUCAGUUCCUGCCGAAUUCGAUCAGUCACAACGCAACGCUACCGCUCGUGUAGCCGAAUUGGCUGGAAUGGAACUACGCAGGCUUAUAAGUGAACCAACAGCUGCUGCUCUCGCCUACGGCCUUGAUAAGAAAAAAGGUGUUGAAUACAUCGUUGUAAUUGAUCUUGGUGGUGGAACAUUAGAUGUAUCUGUCUUGUGGCUUCAGGGAGGAAUUUUUAUUACAUUGGCUAUGGCGGGAAAUAAUCGGCUUGGUGGACAAGAUUUUAAUGAUCGAAUUCAGAAACAUCUUAUGAAGGUUAUAUCUGAGAAUGCUGGGAGUUCUUUUAACGAUAAAGAAGAUUUACAACAGUUGCGAUUAGCGAUAGAAACAGCCAAAAUACAAUUAACAAGUUUUCCUCAGUGUACAAUUGAUCUUCAUUUACGAUCUGUUGGUCGAUUUUUGUAUAAACUUACAAGAGAAGAAUUUGAAUCUUUAAAUGAAGAUUUAUUCGAAUCUAUAAUUGAACCCAUUGAAGCGGCUUUAAAAGAUGCAGAGAUUGGUUCUUCAGAUAUCGAUGAGAUUGUUUUAGUUGGUGGUUCAACUCGUAUUCCUAGGGUGCGACGCGUUGUUGGUACAUAUUUUAAUAAGGCCCCUAAUCAUGGAGUUGAUCCUGAAUUGGCUGUGGCUACUGGUGGUGUGAUUACUGCAGGCGUAAUUGGUGGCGGUUGGCCAUUGCAGGCAUGUUUAUUAUUGUUUAUUGUGUACUGUGUCACAUCGAUCGAGUUACCGCCACAGCGUCGCAAAAAACACAUUUAUUCAUCUCAUCGAAAUUAG